GAUGCUGCAGAUAUUCUGUCUCACUUGCACACUCCAUCUCAGUGCAGCAACUUUGGAUCGGUGAAAGGCCACCUGGUACAGUAAUCUGCAAGGAGACGGAGAGAUGCCUUCUCCUCAACUUAUUGCCUUUCUGGCGUCUCUAGCUGUCCUGGCCAUCGGUGGGCUCAUUUCCAAUGGCUUUAUUGUGGCAGUGAUAGUCAUUGAGUGGGCUAGAAGCAGGAAACUUGAUGCAAGAGAACAACUUCUUCUGUCCCUAGGUAUGUCCAAUAUUGGCUACUCGGCUUUUCCUUGCUCAAUCACGGUUGUAGCCUCACUCUACAGACACGUCUACAAAGUGACUGGGAAAGGAUCCAAUGUUAGGAGCCUCCAAACAGACGCUCACACCAAGGCAGCUGGGACAGUGCUCCUCCUCCUGAUCCUUUCCAUUUCUUUUUACGCGGCAAAGAUCUUAUUUUUAACUGGCUAUAUUAACAAAGAUAUAGUUGCCAUUUCAGUGUGUCUGACUCUGAUACUAAUGUACUCCCCUGUGCAGGCUGCCCUCCUGGUGUUGGUGAAUCCCAAGCUGAAGCAGGCAGCUGCCAGGAUGCUUCCAAGAGCAAAGCCUUAA
Molecule: messenger RNA, 607 nt
Organism: Lacerta agilis (Sand lizard)
Lineage: Eukaryota; Metazoa; Chordata; Lepidosauria; Squamata; Lacertidae
Product: taste receptor type 2 member 10-like
Exons: 2
Coding region: 104-607 (167 amino acids)
Biological process (GO): G protein-coupled receptor signaling pathway; detection of chemical stimulus involved in sensory perception of bitter taste; sensory perception of taste
Cellular component (GO): membrane
Molecular function (GO): bitter taste receptor activity; G protein-coupled receptor activity
Source: RefSeq, a predicted model, not a curated record